This is a messenger RNA of Lindgomyces ingoldianus, 869 nucleotides long. Its product is annotated as nucleic acid-binding protein. Gene Ontology annotation, molecular function: RNA binding; translation initiation factor activity. Lineage: Eukaryota; Fungi; Ascomycota; Dothideomycetes; Pleosporales; Lindgomycetaceae. Bases 97 to 561 code for a protein of 154 amino acids. The transcript has 3 exons. Gene Ontology annotation, biological process: translational initiation. The record is from RefSeq and is a predicted model, not a curated record. Gene Ontology annotation, cellular component: cytoplasm.
UUCACCAACACACGCCAACACCAACAGGCCCCCCCCCAAAAAAAACAGCUAUACACCAACUCCCUACAGCACAGAGACUUCUAGUGACCGGUCAACAUGCCUAAGAAUAAGGGAAAAGGUGGUAAGAAUCGUCGUAGGGGGAAGAACGAGAACGACAACGAGAAGCGUGAACUCACCUUCAAAGAAGAGGGCCAAGAGUACGCCCAAGUCAUAAAGAUGCUCGGCAACGGCCGUCUCGAAGCGCAAUGUUUCGACGGCGCUCGCCGUCUCGCCCACAUCCGGGGCAAACUUCGCAAGAAAGUCUGGAUCAACCAAGGCGACAUCAUCCUACUCUCGCUGCGCGACUACCAAGACGAAAAGGGUGACGUGAUCCUCAAGUACACAGCCGAUGAAGCCCGCUCCCUCAAGGCCUACGGCGAGCUACCUGAAAACGCAAAGAUCAACGAGACGGAUACGUAUGGCGACCAGGGCGAUGAGGGCAUCGGCUUUGAGUUCGACGAGGACAGAGAUGAGAGCGAUGAGGGUGGCGAGGGCAAAGAAGUGGAUAUCGAUGAUAUUUAAGGAGCGGCGUGCGUGUCCGCCAUGCUGUCUUAGUCUUCUCUGCCGUGCUGCGCUGCUGCGUGUGCUCGCAAGAGGAGCGAGAGGAGGCUGGGACGGCUCAAAUGCGCACCACUUGCUAGCGGGCGGACGAUUUAGAGGUCUUGAUGUUUCUUCUAUUGAUACGACUGCAUGUUAAGGGCUGGGCUUCGUGUUCGUCCUUCUACGUAAUCCUUACCUGUGCUGGCCUGAAAGAUAGAGGAGGACUUGGUAGCUCGACUCAUAUAUUUAGCUACACACCUGAGACGAGAACUCAAGCAUGCUUUCUUCAU